Carassius carassius (crucian carp) is the source of this 8972-nucleotide messenger RNA. Its product is annotated as supervillin-like. NCBI's taxonomy places the organism in Eukaryota, Metazoa, Chordata, Actinopteri, Cypriniformes, Cyprinidae. Gene Ontology annotation, molecular function: phosphatidylinositol-4,5-bisphosphate binding; actin filament binding. The transcript is spliced from 39 exons. Gene Ontology annotation, cellular component: cytoplasm; actin cytoskeleton. The record is from RefSeq and is a predicted model, not a curated record. The coding region runs from base 555 to 8852 and encodes 2765 amino acids. Gene Ontology annotation, biological process: actin filament severing; cytoskeleton organization; actin polymerization or depolymerization.
GCUGUUGGACUUGUCUGAUAUCUUCUCCUCUGUUGUGUGGUUUUCAUUAAUUGUCCACCGUGUCCUAUUUCCCCCCUUUAUUUCCUCCCUUCCAAAUAUCCUUUCCCCUCCUCUCCCUCUUUUCCCCUUUCCCUCCCCCUUUUUCCUCCAUCCUGUCUAUCAUCAACAGCAUUAUUCCUUGACAUCUUUGCUUCAUAUGGAUCAGCAUCCUUUCGUUUAGUAUGUUGGACAUCUGCCGUCUCUUCACCUCUCAUCAUUCACAAACUGACCUGCACUUAGUACAAAAUACUCUUUGGAAACAUUUGCAUUUGGAAUUAGUUGCAUUUGGGCUCUACCAAUGAACUUAGGAAGCAGUUACCAGCUUUGUUGAUGAAGCUUCUGCUAAGAUCUACAGCCCUGCACUACUGCAGAAAAGAGCAAUAAGCUUUGGUGUGGAUGACAGGACCUCACUGGUUAAGAGUACAGCAGAAAUUGAUGCUAACAUCCUUGCUGUACUGCCCAAAGUUUCAGAGCUAAGGAAGCAAUUUGAAACCUCUAUUAGAAGUAAUCCAGAAAUGAACAGGAAAGAGAGACUCGCACAAAGGUUAGAGGUGAUUGAGGCUGAUGUUCCACCUGCUCUUACUACAAGCAUGCAACAAACAGCUGGCCUGGUGACCAACCGACUUCUGGAGGAGGACACACCAUGCUAUACACGUGCUUCAGAUACCAGGGAUCCAGGAAUUGUGGUACGGCGCUAUAGCUGUGAUGAGAUAGAAGCUCCAGAGCGGCAUUCCAGAGCUCGUUCACAUCCAGAUCCACAGUUGUCCACCAAUCCUGAACCAGUCGGCCCUACCCCAGCAGUCUCUGAUGCAGCCAGCCUCAGCUCUAAAGCAGAGCGGAUUGCGCGUUACAAAGCUGAACGUCGGCGAGAGUUAUCGGAACGUUAUGGAAUCCUCCUCGACCAGGAGGUGGAUCUGGAUUACACACCACGCUACACACGUGCACGAAGAAAGUCUGACCUGUCGGACAAAGGGGCUCCUCCUGACAGGGGACGUGGUGAAAGCAGGAUGAGAGGCAGGGCAAUGCAAGAGCAGGGUGAGGGGCGGGACCGAAGCAGUAGCAGGUCUAAAUACAGCAGUUCAGGGAUAGGGCGGGUCUUCAUGCCUUCUGACCCCACCCCCAAUCCUGCUCCUCCUCCAUCAGGCUUUAAUUUAGAGCGAGAGAGAGAGAGGGCAAUGAACUUGGAAAAUUAUAGACGAGCACCUGACCCAAGUCCGAAACCACACCCACAGGAAGCUCCAGUUCCCAUAGAAACAACAACAGCCCAACGAAUGAGGGGUGUCGCUGUUGUCACUGUGGCAAGUUCUCCUAGGACAGCACGCAGAGCUUCAUUACCCCCAACACGAUAUGGCAUCUCUCCUGGAGACCUGUUCAUUGAGCAACAAGCUCAAAAUAUCCUCAACAGACAGGGCUUGGCAGCUCUCUCUCAGAGUGAGUGGUCCCUCAGGAGAGACCUGGACAGUGAAACAUACUCACAAAUCAACUGGCCAUCCAGAAUACGGGUAAGAGAGAAAGAGACUAUCUCGGGAAGAGGUUCUGAUUCAGGGCCAGAUGCAUCCUCUGUCAGACAUAAUCCAACAGUUGCCCCUCCAUAUUUAGCUCCACGACCUCAAUCUGCAAACCAACCACGAACACAAAGCUCCGAACCCCCAGUCCAACAAUCACAUCAGGGAGUGGAGACUCGUCAACAAAGGGUGCAUAGUGUGGAGCGGCCACGAUUUCAGCGCACACACAGUAUGGAUUCACCUGCCUUGCAUCACAUAACUUCAAGUGAAAUUGUUAAUCAUCAGCGUGCCCAAAGUGCAGAGCCCCCAAACUAUGAACAGAGUCCUGGUAUACACCCUAGCACCAUAAGUCAACAGCCUGGAUUUAUGAAAAUCAAGCAAUUUCUACCAAGGCAAGAUAGUCAAGAUGUUCAAGAACCAUCACAAAUGCACAGACCUUCCCAACAACCACACCCAGCUUACAAAUGUCUCCAGCAGCCAUCACCUGGUCCAAGAGAUGCCCCACCACAUGGACACAAGUUUCGGGCUAUCCUUCAACCAGUACCUUUGGAUCGGGAUACUUUACAAAGAGCUCAAGCACAUGCAUUUACUCAGAAACCUCUACAUGAACAUGAACACACCUUGCAUACACGUCCGUCACAUGGCCAUUAUGGUCACAGCCAACCUCUGCAGUAUGGUUCAGUCCAGGCACUAUCUCCAGCAUAUGGACAAAUUGUUCACUCAGCUCCUUCCUAUACACCUUCAAAUGCUCAUGCAGCUCACCCUGUUCCUGGACCUUCACUUGGUAAGUUUGAGAUGAUGGACCCCAAAGGACACUUGGCCGCACCUGGUUCAACAUCUGCUGACAAAGAGGGUGAAAAGACUAGACAGAGGGCUAGUGCGGAUCACAUUCAGACCAUUCAAAGAAAAGGUCGAUCAACGUCCAGAAAGGAUCCAGCCUCAGAAGGGUCACUUAGGAGCAGAAAGGCUGUGCUACCCUCAGAGAUCCGCCGCAGGCAAAAGAGUGUGGAUGAACCCAUGCGUGGACAAACUGAUGAAGGUUCGGAAAUUUGGAGAAUCAGAAGGAUCAGCCAGUCAGAGGAAACAGAGGGGAAAAGUGGAAGAAAGUUGCACCAGUUGAAAGAAAGGGAAGGGCCUAAUGGAAGAGGAAUUGCUCAGAUGGAGGAGGGAACAAUAACAGGAAAAAAGGUAAUAUGUCUAAUAAAUGACAAAGAACAGCAUGAUGACCGAAGAACCAGUCGAUCUGAAGAAAGACCGGUAGAUAAUGGCACAAAGAAUAGUUGGACAUGUGAAGAUGUGGUACGUGGUAUAAGGAAGAUUGAACAAAGAGAAGAAAACAAUCAUGGGGCUGAAAUUAAAAAAGAGGAAUGUCAAGAUAAUUGGAGCACUAACCAGUUUGAGUGGAUGGAACAAAGAGGUGUCAGCAAGGUUGACGGAUUCAAGGAAAGAGAAUGGGAAGUUGUUCGAAGACAAAGCCAAACUGUACAGUCGGUUGAACCACUGGUACAGGGUGAUAAGAAAACCAGUCAAAAGGUAGAGGAACAGCAAGAAGGCCAAAGUUUGCUGCAAAAGGAAUUGUCAGAAGGACGUGGUAGAAGACGACGGAUCAAUCUGUCAGAGAGUGAAGAAGGGCAUGUCAGACGAAGAAGGAUAAGCCAAUCAGAAGAUGAUUGGGAGGGACGUAGGGUACGUAAAAUUGGCCAGUUGGAUGAAUGGGAGGUGGAAGAAGUGCAUCGAAUGGGCCAGCCAGAUGAUAAAUUUGAAAGACAUGAGAAAGGAAAGCAGAGGUUAAACACACACCUACCUGAGGAAAUGGACACUGCUCCCACACAGCUAACCAAUGAGCAGCAUUUUCCACACCAUAAGGUGGGGGAUGUUGGAGGGUACUUGCAGAAAGGUUCCUCACUCCCACAAGCUCAACACCGAGUGAGUCAGGAUGCAGGUGACCUGAGACCAAAGGUGCGAAUCCGUUCCAUGUCAGAUUUUGGAGUAACUCAACGGUCUGCUGCAUUGAGAAUUCUGGAGUGUGCUGCCAGUCGAGAGUCUGCAAUGGUGAUGGAUACGGGGUUUCAUACUAGAGAGCAGAGUAGUGUUGCCAAUGGUGAAAGGGGAACCUUGGACACAAGAGUCUCUGUGGCAAAGCUGAGACAUUCCUACUUGGAGAAUGCUUCUGGACGCAGGCCAGAGCUGGAGUCUAAAGGAGAACAGGUUCCCACAGAGAGUGAUCCUGUUGCCAGCGGUGACCGCGAUAGAGGAGCACGUCGACUCAGACUUUACAUUUCUCCUGGUGAUGACAGGAAGUCAUCUGAGAGGUUUAGAACCCAGCCAAUUACAUCAGCUGAAAGGCUGGAAUCUGAUAGGUCCCGUAUUAGUCCAGAGCUUCAUCAUGCAGAAUUGGAUGAAGAAAAAAUGGAUGAACGAGCUAAAAUGAGUGUGGCAGCCAAGAGGUCUCUUUUCAGGGAGCUGGAGAAGACUUCAGAUGGAGGUGUCCCCAAACCUCGAUCACGCAAUGCUGCGAUUGAGCGAAGACUUAGACGAGUGCAGGAUCGGUCACGGACACAGCCAGUCACGUCACAGGAAGUUGUCAUUGCUUCUACUUCCCCCACUCCCCCUUCCCAAGUCAUCACUAUUCAAACCACUGCUCCCAGAAUCCCCAGUACCUCUGUUGUCAGCACUUCCAUGACUAGUUUCAGUCUGCAGGCAUCAUCAGCAAAUGGAUCGACCCACCAUGAGCAGGAGAAAGAAGAUGUUUCAAAGGAGGCGGUUCUGGGAGAAGAGGACUUGGGGCCUGAGGAGCCAGACUUAUCAACACUAAGCCUUUCUGAGAAGAUGGCAUUAUUCACUCGCUUGUCACAACCCGCUGACCAAUCAGCAAAUGGACCCCGUUCUGACACACGCCAGCGUAGAGCCAACGCCCGCUUUCAGACUCAACCUAUCACCCAGGGCGAGGUUGAUCAGCUGCAAAAUGGAAGCAAGAAGUUGGAGCCUCUCUCUGCAUCACUGGUCCGCUCUGUUACCGCGGUCACCGCCCAGACCUCUGUUGCCACGGUGACAAGUGCUUCCCCAUCAAUGACCACAGAUGUUCCCGUGGGGAUCUCCAUGGCUCUGCCCACCACUCAGGCCUCACCCAAUCAGGUGAUCUCUGCUCAAUUUCCAGCCUAUGAGAGAGGAGUUCAAUACUUCAGUCUUUCAGAGAGUGGGGAAAAAUGCACACCUGAUGUUCAGUCCCCACCCCCCACAGAGCAGCCUGGCCAAUCUGUGUACAGUAAGGAUGUGGGCGAUGAGAGUGGGCAGAGGGGAAGACUAGGGUAUUUAGGCAGAGAGGAGAGGAACACAGAGCUCCCCAGUGUGACUUCCCUUCCGCACACACAUGCACUCAGACACACACCCCCUCACGGCAGGGGAGACACAGAGCUGAGUGGCCAACGGGAGAGGGAAAAAGAGAGUACACCCGUCUCACAGGGAGGCUACCUCUCGCCAGACUUACACCAGACGGCAAGAGGAAGCGGUACCAGAACCAUCGUCUCAGAUGUCUCUGAUCCCAGCGUUCCCGUGACUACAGUGAGCACUUCUGCAGCCUCGUCCAAAUGUUCUUCACAAAUCUCUCACUCGGUCACUUAUCUCCAGCAAACCCAGUCCUACACAUCCCUGCAACCUCAACCAAAACCAGUGCAGCACCCUCAGAUCUACACACCGACCCACGCCCGACCCCAAACACAACCCUAUAGCCCGCCGACACUGCCACAAACACACCUCAUUUCUGAUUCUCAACCUCACAUACACAUUGACUCUCAGGCUCCAAGGCAAACCCAGCUGUACCCUGAACCCCUGCCACAGUCGCAACCCAAAAUACCCCCUCAAACCAAUCCAAAACCUCAGUGCUUCAUUCUACCUCAAACACAGCCCCAAGAAGAGAUCCUGGAGAAAUACGGCCCAUCUGGACCCAUCAUCUCCAAAGACCAAAAGCCAGAGAUCCACGAAGAUCCAGAGGCCAUGACAUCCAUAUCAAUCAAAGAGAGGUUGGCAAUGUUGAAGAAGAGUGGAGAGGAAGAUUGGAAAAACAGGAUCAAUAAGAAACAGGAAGUUAUACAGGAAGUGGUGUCUGUAAGCGAGAAAAGUUGUCAAAUAAUGGAGGAGCAAGGCUUUAAUAAAAAGAAACUUGAAGAGGAGGAGGGGCAGAUGUCCAUUGAAGAGAGGAAACAGAUGAUCUCGACGCGAGAGGAGGCGUGGCAGAGCACAGGGAAGGGCGUGGCCAAUGACGCUGUCCAAUACACUGUGGCUGCCAGGAUGGUGAAAAAAGGUCUGGCAGCUUCCUCUGCAGUGAUCAGCCCUAUUCUGUCUCCAGUCUCUGCUAAACUGAAGAGCAGUGUGCCGGCUAUCUCUAAACCACAGGAAGAAAUUGAGGCCAGAGCAGAAAUUGAGUCUGAUAAGAAGCUGGAAAAGCUGGAGAUGUUUUUGGGGCGUUUGAACAGUAAAGUAUCAGGUUUGCAGGAGACGACUUUGACAGUGACAGAGAAAGCCGUGAAGGAAGUGAUGCGACUGGAUGAUGAGAUCUUUUCUAAAUUUUACCGUCACAUGACAGAUAUUCCCCGCAGCAUGAGUAGCAGAAUGCAUCUGCAUGAGGACUUUGAUGCCAUCUUUGGAAAACAAACUCCAACGUUGACAUCGGUGAUGGUGCAGCACAAGCGGGCCGUCCGUCCCUCCCGUAAUGUCCAGGCCUCCAGGAACCCCUUAAAGAUUCUCGCUGCAAGAGAAGACAUCCAACAGGAGUACACUGAGGAGAGACUGAACGUGGGGCAGCUGGAGACCAAGAGAAUUAAACAGGAGAAAAUGAGCAACAGCUGCAGUUUGUCGGACGCAGCUCUGGCUGGUUUGGCCAGUAAAGAGAGCUACAGCAGUGUGAGUCUGCGCAGUGUCAGCAUCUCAGAGCAGAUGACCAAUAACAGCGCAGCUCCCUACAAAAAACUCAUGCUCAUGCAGGUCAAAGGUCGACGUCAUGUCCAGACCAGACUAGUGGAGCCUAGAGUGUCCUCUCUGAACAGCGGUGACUGUUUUCUGCUGGUUACUCCUGAGCAUUGUUUCGUUUGGACUGGAGAGUUUGCAAAUGUCAUUGAGAGAGCCAAGGCAUCAGAACUGGCCACUUUCAUCCAGCUGAACCACGACCUUGGUUGUCGAGCAGCACAGGUAGAGACGAUCGAAGAAAUAUUGAGCUCACAAAGCCCCGCAGCUGCAGAGUUCUGGAAGAUUCUGGGAGGACCAGCCAACUACCAAUCGGCCGGGUCUCCAGACGAGGAUGAGAAGUUUGAAAGUGCCAUUGUGGAGACGAACUGUAUCUUCCGUCUUGUGGACGAUAAACUGGUUCCAGAUGAUGAUUUCUGGGGGAAAGUGCCUCAUAGUUCACUUUUGGGCUCUAAAGAGGUGGUAGUGUUUGAUUUCGGUAGUGAAGUGUACGUGUGGCAUGGUAAAGAGGUCACACUGGCUCAGAGGAAGGUGGCGUUUCAGCUGGCCAAGCAUCUUUGGAACGGGAUCUUUGAUUAUACCAACUGUGACAUCAACCCUCUGGACCCCGGAGGACACAACACACUCAUACCAAGGAGCGGUCAAGGUCGUCCAGACUGGGCCAUAUUUGGCAGACUGACCGAACAUAAUGAAACAUGUCUUUUUAAAGAGAAGUUCCUGGACUGGAGAGAUGCUUCUAGACUAUCACCUAAAGAUGUCAUCGAACACCCUUUCCAGCAGAAGGAGUCUCCGGGCACAGAUUCUUGUCCUGAGUGCCAGGCGUACAGCGCCUCUCUGAUGCUGCCGGUCCUGCUUUCACCCAUCAGCACAGUUCUGGACGGUCAGAAUGUGGGUCGAGGACACGGUCCGGUGGAGAACAGCUUGGACGACUGCAUGCGCUCUCUGGAGAUCAGCACCGUUUCGGUUGAUGUCUGGCAUAUCCUGGAGUUUGACUACAGCCGACUGCCAAAGCAGAGCAUCGGCCAGUUUCACGAGGGAGAUGCUUAUGUAGUGAAAUGGAAGUACAUGGUGAGCGCGGCAGUGGGCAGCAGGCAGAAGCCAGAUCAGGUGCGCAGUGCGGGUCCUGGCAGAGAGAAGUGCUGCUAUUUCUUCUGGCAGGGCAGAAACUCAACUGUCAGUGAGAAAGGAACAUCUGCACUCAUGACUGUUGAACUGGAUGAAGAGAGAGGAGCACAGAUGCAGGUCCAGCAGGGGAAGGAGCCGCCCUGUUUCCUGCAGUGUUUCAAUGGGGGGAUGAUUGUGCAUUCUGGGAAGAGAGAAGAAGAACAGGAGAACAUUCAGAAUGACUGGCGUCUGUACUGUGUGCGUGGUGAGUUGCCUGUAGAGGGCCAUCUGCUGGAAGUGGCGUGUCACUGCAGCAGUCUGCGAUCACGCACAUCAAUGGUCCUUCUGAACGUCAACAAAGCCCUCAUCUAUCUGUGGCACGGCUGUAAAACCCAAAUACACACACGUCAUGUCGCUCAAACCGCUGCAGAAAAGAUCAAAGAACAACGGCCACUGGAGGCGGGACUUCACAGCAGCUGUAAUGUUACCAUUCAUGAAUGUGAGGAAGGUGGAGAGCCUGUGGAAUUCUGGGAAGCAUUAGGCAGGAAGGACCGCAAGGCCUACGACUGCAUGCUUCAAGACCCUGGCAAGUUUAACUUCACACCGCGUCUGUUCCAGCUCAGUAGUUCUUCGGGUGAGUUUGUGGCGCAGGAGUUCUUAAACCCGUCCAGAGCUGCAGACCUUGUUUGCUCCCUGCCGUUCCUGCAGGAGGAUCUGUACUCUGCCCCUCAGCCAGCUCUGUUCCUGGUUGAUAACUAUCAUGAAGCUUACCUGUGGCAGGGCUGGUGGCCGCAGGAUACUGAGAGUACCGGUUCUGCCCUCAUCCGCUGGAACUCAGACAGGAAGUGCGCUAUGAAAACUGUGCUGCAGUACUGCAGAGAAAAGAAUGAGAAGAAGCCUCAGAAGUCAUAUUUGAUCCAUGCUGGAUUGGAGCCUCUGACCUUCACAAACAUGUUCCCCGGCUGGGAGCACAGAGAGGACAUUGCUGAAAUCACAGAGAGGGAGGCAGAGGUGUGUAACCAGAUCAUUCUGGUUGAGGAUGUCUUGGCCCGACUCUGUCAGAGCAUUUUUCCUCUAGAAACACUGCAAACCCGUCCCCUUCCCCACGGCGUCGACCCCCUGAAACUGGAGAUGUACCUGACUGACGAGGACUUUGAGAGAGUAUUAGACAUGAAGAGAGAAGAGUUUGACGCUCUACCUGGAUGGAAGCAAGUGAACCUAAAAAAAGCCAAAGGACUCUUUUAAAAACCUGACUAAAGUCAUCAUGGUGAAAGAAUUAACACGGUCCAUUUCCUCCAUUUUGACCUCUUUCGGUUAAAUGAGGUGAUUGUGCAAUGAGAACAGGGUAAACGGUCAGGUCAAAGA